AUGUCAGCACCAGCACCAGCACCAGCACCAGCACCAGCUGCAGCAUCUAGCAGUACUCGUCCUAGUACGCCCCGACGACCAAGCCUCGCCGCUAUCAAUAGCGACCCCCGCCAUGAUGGCCCUGGUGGCUGUCCCGUUCGAGUUUUGGGUACUGCACUCAUCUUUGCCUUUUGCAUGCGCAUAUGGAUUAGCGGCAUCUUUCAGUACAUCGAGAUGCAAGAUGUCCAAGGUCGGUGGCCUUUGACGGAUGCCAGUGUAGUGGGCGCCAAUUCGACUUUGCGAAACGAAUCCUUUGGAAGAACAACCUACUUUUGUCCGCUGUUGAAAUACAAUACUAUCUCUGGACAAAACAUCACUGUCAUUAGCCCGAUUGAUUGUUAUCGAUCAAAGAGGUUCGCGGAAGACCUCAUCGGAGGCGUCCGAGAGAUUCGAUACGACCCCAUGACGCCUGAGAAUUUUAUGGAACAAAACGAUUUUGAAACUGAAAAGACACGAUUGCUCCUGGUGAUUUCCUGUGGAAUCAUUUUGUCAAUCGUCUUUGUGAUCGUCUGGGUACGCGUCAUACAGAACGCCCAAAACAAUGAACGGGAGCGAGAGAGGGAUGAAGAACUCGCAAACGACCCUGUUUUGGCACGCAAAGAGCGAGAGAAGCUCAUUCGUUCUAGGUUGUACUUCCAAAAGGUUUCGGCUGAUAAGAAGUCUGUGGACGUCAGCAGCAUCCGUUCAACACGAGAGGAUGCAAACAAUAAGAGCAAGGAAGAAUAUGACGAAGAAGCAGCAUUGGACACAGAAAAAGAAGAAGUCGAAGAAGAAAUGGGGGACGAUGGCUCUGCAAUUGGACCACAGGAUACUUCUACACCAGCACUUGCACCAGCACCACCAGAGGAAACUAAGCCGACUACUUUCUCGGUGCGCUCUCUAGCAUGUACACUGCUGCCCUCCUGGAGACGACCAGCUGGAGUUAGUUCCGAAUGCUGCAUCUGUUUGGAAGAGUACGAACAAGAUGACAUUAUUUGCACCUCCAAGACAGCGGAAUGCAAUCAUGUAUUUCAUGAGCAAUGUGUUACUAGUUGGCUCUUGGCGGGUCAUGAUCAAUGCCCUCUAUGCCGCAUCAAUUUGCUCAAAGAGGAAUCGCUACAAAAACAGUAG
Messenger RNA from Cylindrotheca closterium, 1149 nucleotides. Lineage: Eukaryota; Bacillariophyta; Bacillariophyceae; Bacillariales; Bacillariaceae. The record is from the annotation of a GenBank genome assembly.